Messenger RNA from Miscanthus lutarioriparius, 1728 nucleotides. Lineage: Eukaryota; Viridiplantae; Streptophyta; Magnoliopsida; Poales; Poaceae. The record is from the annotation of a GenBank genome assembly.
AUGUCCGACAACGAUGUUGAGCAACCUCCUGGAAAUUCGGGCAGCUGCAGGGCCGCCAAGGCUGGGCAACGCCGAAAGAGUGCGGCUGGUGGCUCAUUGCAACGACAAAGCGCCACUGGAGGAGAACAGGCAGCAGGUGCUGCUGGAGCUCACCGACACAUCUUCCACUGCCGAACGAUCCGGGCUGGACCUCGUGGCUGUCCUGGACGUCAGUGGAAGCAUGGGGGCUGGAAGCUGGAGAAGCUGAAGACGGCCAUGAAGUUUGUCAUCAGCAAGCUCAGCCCCAUAGACCGCCUCUCCAUCGUCUCCUUCUCCACCGAGGCCAAGAGGCUGUUCCACCUGCGCUCCAUGACGGAGGCCACCAAGGCAGAGCUGACGGACAUGGUCGAAAAUCGUCUGAAUGCCAGCGGAUCCACCAACAUGGAGGCCGGCCUCGAGACCGGCCUCAAGGGCCCUGGCGAUGCUACUGUUGUCCCAAUUGACGACGAUGUGGGGGCUGUCUACACGUUCGGUUUUGGUGCAGACCAGGACUCCAAGGUGCUGGAGGCGAUUGCGAGAAACAGCCAUGGAGGAACGUUCUAUGACGUCGGGGACGGGGAGAGCCUUGCCGUUCAUUUUUCGCAGAUCAUGGCCGGCCUCCUCAGCGUCGUGGUCCAGGACCUCCAGCUCACCGUGUGGGAAACCACAGGCCACUCCAGGAUAGACGACAACAGGGUGGACGCCGGGUGCUACCCCAAGGACACCGACAACCGUGCCCGCUCGGUCACAGUAACAUUCGGCUAUCUCUACAGCGGGAAGUGCGCAAGGUUAUGGUUGACCUCCUUCUCCCUGCAGUCCAACGAGAGUACAGCGCGCCCGCCAUCAUCGCUCAAUGCUCCUACAGGUCGAGCUGGAGAAGCUCCUCACGCUGACAACGUGUGGAAGGAGCUCCUCGCCUGCCUGCUGGCGUCCGUGAGGUCGCACCUUACCCAGCGCUACGCGGGGAGGCACGACGUCAGCGUCCGAAUAUUCGCCACGGAGCGCAUGGACAGGUACAUGGAGCAGGCAAGCAAGUUUGAGGAGGACCCCGACAAGCCGCCGCCAUCGGUGGACGACGACGUCCAGGCGGAGGCAGAGAUGGUCAAGAGGACAUGGGUGCCGCAACGGUCACCGGAGCAACGGGGGACCUCGAGGAUAUGGGCGGGGUCGCGUGAGCGCAGCAGCUCCGGGUGGGCGUGGGCGACGGUCCUCGCGUGCACGGCGCUGGCCGUCGGAGUCAUCCUGGCCGGCGUCGCGGUGUUCGCCGUGUACCUCCUCUACAGGCCCAGCAUGCCGUACCUGGCGGUCUCCGACGCGCACCUGGAGCGGCUGGAGUACGGCCAGGACGGCGCCAUAGACUACCUUCAGGCGUCCAUCACCGUUAUGGCCGUGAACAACAACUCCAAGACCGACGCCUCCUUCUCCAGCAUGGACCUCGUCCUGGGGUUCCACGGCGCCGACGUGGCGCUCCUGCGGGCGCAGCCGUUCGUGGUGCCGCGAGAGAGCUCGCUGCCGCUGCCGUACCGUGUCGUGUCGGCGGGGCGGGCGCUGGAUGCUGCCGGGAUGCAGGCAAUGGACGAGGCGCUCAAGGCCGGCGUGGUGCCGUUCGACCUGUUCGGCAAGGCGCGCACGCGGUGGAAGGUGGAGUCUUUGCCAACCUCCGGUUUUGAUGCGCAUCUCCUGCCGCCUCCGCUUCUUCUUCCCCGGUAA